AUGUUCUUCCAAAGCGCCCACGAGGAGAAGGACAAAGAGGCCUUGCUCCAUUUCAUCCGGCAUAACCCACUCGGGGUCUUGAUCACCGGCAUGAACUCCUCCCAGCAAGACUUCCUACAGUGCACCCAUGCCCCAUUCGUGGUGGAUUUCCCCGAGGAAACAGGCAAGACAGACGCCUAUCUCCGCGCCCACAUCGCCAAGCAGAAUCCACAAGUCAAGUCAAUGAUGGAGGCCGUGGAUGACAAGCCACCGAACGUUCUCGAACUCGACGACGACGUCCUAGUGCUCUUCAAUGGCAAAUACGAGCACUACGUGACUCCGAAAUUCUACGUCGAGACAAAGCCAGAUACCGGGAGGGUUGUGCCUACAUGGAAUUACUCCGCCGUCCAGGCGUACGGCAAGAUGUCGCUAUACUAUGAUUCCAAAACACCCGAGACUGGCGCAUUUCUCGCCAAGCAGCUGCAUGAUCUGUCGCAGCAUUCGGAGAGGUCGAUGGGGUAUACUGGUGGUGAUAAACCGGAGCCGUGGGAGGUAUCUGAUGCGCCUACGUCGUACACUGAUCUCCUGAAGAAAAACAUUGUUGGAAUUGAGAUUCGGAUCACCAAGCUUCAGGGGAAGUUCAAGAUGAGCCAGGAAAUGCGUCCUGGGGAUCGUGAGGGUGUGAUUCAGGGAUUCGCGAAGUUGGGGGAUGAUGCCAGCGUUGCGAUUUCGAAUCUAGUGAAAGAGCGAGGUGAAUUGCAUGAUGCAAAGAAGUAA
Molecule: messenger RNA, 756 nt
Organism: Penicillium roqueforti
Lineage: Eukaryota; Fungi; Ascomycota; Eurotiomycetes; Eurotiales; Aspergillaceae
Product: FMN-binding negative transcriptional regulator
Exons: 1
Coding region: 1-756 (251 amino acids)
Source: RefSeq, a predicted model, not a curated record